Molecule: messenger RNA, 2882 nt
Organism: Sitophilus oryzae (rice weevil)
Lineage: Eukaryota; Metazoa; Arthropoda; Insecta; Coleoptera; Curculionidae
Product: protein FAM200A-like
Exons: 2
Coding region: 446-2548 (700 amino acids)
Molecular function (GO): protein dimerization activity
Source: RefSeq, a predicted model, not a curated record
AACCGUAGCGGAAUUCCGCUACGCAUAGCGGAAUUUACCGUCAAGAGCGGUGUAGCGGCGGCGGAACCAAAUGACAGUAAGACGUAGCGGAAUAUUUUAAUUCUCUUAGACGCGUGUAAUGACGUCAACAUUCUAAAACAGAUUAUUUAUCAUAAGUAUUAUGAGCAGUAAGAAGUUAUGUGUUUUAUUAUAUAUUAAUCUUAUUUAUUAUUAACUAAAACUCAAAUCAACAAGGCAGCGACAUCUAUCAAUCAAUCAAUCAACCGGCACUGUGGCGUGCCAGGUAAAAUGUGUUAGAGAGCGCCGGGAGCGGUAGAGGGCUCUAGGCUCUAGUGCGCUGAUCGCUAUUUACUAGUUCUCGGUGGUUCCCAAAAUCUUUUAAAGUAAACAAAACAAAAGCAAUGUAGGUUGUACGUGUAUUUAGUAUUAUAAAAAGGGGCGCAAUAUGUCUGAGUUAUCUGAUUCUGAUAUAGGAAAAAGCGGAUCAUCUACUCCGAAAAAGAAAAGGGCAAUGAGGCACGAACUGGCCAGAGAUGAAAAGAAAAGCCGAAAACAACUUUUUUCCAGAAAGUGGAUGGAAGAAGAUAUUUUUAAGCGAUGGCUACUACCAACUGAAGAUCCAGCUAAAGCUAAGUGUAAAGUAUGCCAGUUGAAUUUAGGGACCAAAAGAAGUGAUUUGUUAAGCCAUGGGAAAAGUCAGAAACAUUUAAAAAAUAUGAACUUAACGCAAAUAACUAGACCAAUUACUGAAAUAUUUCAGUCUUCUAAACAAGAUAAAAAUCUAAUAAUAGCAGAUAUCAGAUUUACUUUGUUAGCUGCAUCUCAUAAUUUUAGUUUUAGUUCUAUUGACCAUGUAACCGACACUUGUAAAUUAAGUUUUAGUGAUUCGAAAAUCGCAAAAAAUAUGCAAUUAAGGCGUACAAAAUGCACAAGCAUUUUAAAAAACGUACUUGCAUCUACAAUUAAAGAGGCAUUGUGUGGUGAACUGAAGAAUAACAGUUUUUCUAUUCUUGUAGAUGAAAGUACAGACAUCAGCAAUUAUCGGUACCUGUGUAUUUUAGUUAGAUAUAUUUAUGAAAACAAAAUCAAAACCGAAUUAUUAGACUUAAUUCCCAUCAAGGCUGAUGAGGGGUCAGCAAAAGGUCUCUAUUCCCUGUUUAAAAAAUGUCUGACUGAUUUUAAUUUAAGCGUGAAUAAUAUUGUGGGUUAUUGCUCUGAUAACGCCAGUGUCAUGAUGGGGAACAAAGAAUCAUUUAAGACUUAUCUCUUAAACGAAAAUCACCAUAUUGUUGUAAAUGGAUGUGUGUGUCACUCGGCUCAUUUAAUUGCUGCUGCCGCUAGCCAAGAAUUGCCAAGUAAUAUAGAAGCAUUAUUGCAAAAUAUCUCCAAUUAUUUUUCUAGAAGUCCAAAGAGACAGUCAGUUUUAGAAGAAUUUCAACAAUUUAUGCGGGCAGCUCAACUUAAAAUUAUAAGCCCCAGCAAAACCAGAUGGUUGGCACUAUCAAAUUGUGUUGAAAGGCUAAUUGAUCAGUGGGAUGUUCUUUUAGAAGUCUUCCGAGUAGCUGCCUUUGAAGAUAAAAAUCAAGUAGGCAAUAUGAUAUUUAAUGAAAUGCAAAAUCCCUAUGUCAAAGCUUAUCUUCUAUUUUUAAAACACGUUCUUCCGAUCUUUAAUUCAUUUAAUGCUAUGUUUCAGUCUUCCAAAGUCCUUGUAGAUAAAAUGUAUGUAGAGAGUAGAAGAUUUGUGAAGAUACUAUGUGUAAACUUUGUCAAACCCUCCUGUUAUACGAGUGAGGUUGAACUUGAUCUAUUAAAUGUAUUUGAUCCAAAUGUGUUGCUUCCGGUGGAAGAAAUUAAUGUGGGUUUGAAUACCAUGAAUUUACUCAAAGAUUGUAUCAAAGCUGAUAACGAACAAUUUAAACUUAAGUGUUUGAAAUUUUAUCAAGUAGCCGUUGCCCAAGCAUUUAAAAGAUUGCCUACUAAAGAUAAAUUUUAUAAAAAUAUUACAUUUGUACAACCGCAAAAUGCUCUGAAUGUAAAUCUAAAACAUGAUAUUGAUGAAAUUUGUAACACAUUUAAAAAUAAAAUAGACCCCGUAAAAGCUAUAACUGAAUAUAAUAAUAUAAAAAUAUAUUUUUCUGAAGAAGAAAAAGAAAGUCUAACAUGCGAUGAUGUAAUUACGUUCUGGACAACUUUGUUGGACAUGAAAAAUUUUAACGAUGAGCAUUUAUUUAGAAAUAUCAGCAUAGUUGCUCUGAUCAUCCUUACUUUAACUCACGGCAACGCGGACGUGGAAAGAGUGUUUUCAAUAAUGACUGAUGUUAAGUCAAAAAAAAGAAAUCGCCUUUCACCUGAUACUCUGAGUGAUAUUCUCAGAGUAAAAAUUGAUUUAGCAACCAAAAAUAAAUGCUGCACGAGUUAUGCAAUUAGCGAAAGCCAUUUUCAAAAAUUUAAUCAGUUCAUGUACCAAUUUAAAACCAAAAAUGAGGCAACUAGGUCCACCGCCCCCAAAGAAAAUGUUUGUGACACUGACACGUCUGAUUCAGAUUAGAGCACGAUUAGAGUUAGUUAAUUUAAGUGUAUGUUUAUCUUUUAAAGAGAAAAUAUAUUUUUGAUUUAUUUUCCAUUUUUCCAGAUAAGGAUUUAUUUGUGAUUUAUUGUUUAUAUUUAUAUGUUUACAAAAUAAAAGUGCUUAUUUUGCUGUAAUUUUUUUUAUAUUGAAAAAAAUCAAUUGCCAAAUGGUAUCUAUAUAAAUCAUAAUUCCAAAAUAGACUAGAUUUGUAGUGAAAUUAGAAAUGACACGACCGUAGCGGGGAGUAGCGGAAUUUGUGUAGUGACGUAGCGAUAUUCGUAGUUUUCUGGUUGGCAACACUGAGAUAAGCCAC